Molecule: messenger RNA, 1763 nt
Organism: Klebsormidium nitens
Lineage: Eukaryota; Viridiplantae; Streptophyta; Klebsormidiophyceae; Klebsormidiales; Klebsormidiaceae
Source: the annotation of a GenBank genome assembly
CUCACUGCCUCACUGAACUUGAAGCUGCAAUGCGGCUCAUGCGCAGCUACAGUUGUGAGUUCUAUGUUUAUGUAGGUUGAAUCUACAGGUCUGCACAAUUCAUGGCGUCCUAGUAAAGUUGCAGCUUCCAGGCCUUCACUCCCAGUCUUCACGGCCACAUUGUCCUGCAUUUGGCGCCAUUGCAAAGCAACGCCUCAAUUUUGCUGCUCGGCUCUGCAUUGCUUCUACAAACUGCCGUCUAAGGUGGAGGCUGACAGGCAAGGACGGAAGCUCACAGAAGGCAAUCGAAUUUCAAGCUCUUUCAGUACGUGCCCAUUACGAGGAUAUUCCGAGGGCUUGAAGCUGAGAAUUUCACCCUCGUAGGAUUUCCUAGCAAAGCGCUGCCAAGACACAGAUUGCCCUUCUGUCCUGUAAGUAGAGGUGCCAACUUCUUCCCAGGACCUCUGUUCUCAACCGCACAGAAAGCCCUCCUCAGGUCAAUCAUAGGAGAGCAGAAUAGAACGAUGGCUACGACCAGUGCCGCUCUCACCACACAAUUCUCCUUACUUCAUGGGCCAUCAUUCACAGCACGACAGCGGGCCAGUGUAGAGCCAAGCGCUGCCAGGUGCUUAGCUUGCAGGCUAUUGAGGCCAGCUCUUGGGGCAGUAUCAAGGAGCAGAAAAAGAAUGGGGGUUAAAGCCAGAAGCUCACAUGAAGAAGAAGGAUGUUCUGCGGACCCUGCACUACUCGAAUCGCGAGACGAGACCAAAGUGGGGUUGUCCAGAAGGGCCACUCUAGUGGGUGGAGCGCUUCUGGGUGCAGCGGUUGUAGGGUCAAGUGCGGACAUUCGAGAAGCACAGGCUGCGGACGAGCCAGCAAUCACACGGAAGGUCUUCUUUGACAUCACAGUUGAUGGUGAGCCGAUCGGGCGGUUCGUCGUGGGGCUGUAUGGCGACGACGUGCCAAUUGGCACGGCUCGAUUUGCAGACCUAGCGGCAGGCAAGCAAUCGGUUGGGUACCGGAGACGGCCUAUCGAGCUCAUAACACCGAACUCCAUCCAGGGGGCCGCUUUAAUAUCCUUGUACCCCGGGGGUAAUCGCUCCGCUGGGACCCCGAUCACGGGCGGUGAGACGACGGGCCCGCUGCUGAACGAGAUGGAGGCGCAGCGGGGGCGGAUGAGCAACAGCCAGUAUGCCGUGUCGCUUCUGAUAGUGGACAGCAAGAAAGAGGCGGCCAAGCAGAAACUGGUGGCGGCCGAUGGCAAGUUUUACGUUGUUGAGGAGAGCAGCCGACCGGAACUGAACGGCACUGCGUUUUCGAUUGCGACGGUGGACGCCCCGGAGCUGGACAAAACGAACCUCGUCAUCGGACGAGUGAUCGACGGCAUGGAGGUCGUGAGAAAGAUUGCAAACUUGCCAGUCAAUAGAGACAAUUCAGACAGCGGCUUUUUCAAAGUAGGGAAACUCAUAGGAGACCGGCGUGCCAUAGUGGCUGAAAGGGGCUUCAAUCGUCCAUUCGCAAAAGUAAUGGUGGCAUCGUGUGGGGAGCUUGCUAGUCAAGAAUAAUAUAUUAUGUGGCUCACGGAAGGCCGGCAUAGAUCCUGACCAUGCUUUCAUCAGGUCAAUGUGCCCUCCUCCCACAAAGGGCGCGUUUUCCAAUGAUUUUGCAUGAUUGCUCAAAGGACUGCACUGGUGGCCUGGACAAGGUGUUGAACUUGGGAAGACUCACGGCAAAAAACGAUCGAAAGGAUGCACUUCGUGCAUAGCGCUCAAAGUUCUCGUAGU